Messenger RNA from Plectropomus leopardus (leopard coralgrouper), 3611 nucleotides. RefSeq names its product SWI/SNF related, matrix associated, actin dependent regulator of chromatin, subfamily a-like 1 (gene smarcal1). Gene Ontology annotation, biological process: DNA repair; replication fork processing. Gene Ontology annotation, molecular function: ATP binding. NCBI's taxonomy places the organism in Eukaryota, Metazoa, Chordata, Actinopteri, Perciformes, Serranidae. The record is from RefSeq and is a predicted model, not a curated record. Gene Ontology annotation, cellular component: nuclear replication fork.
UCCCGACCAGCUAUGAAGUUGUCAACUAUCUUAAAAUGCUUCUCCCUCCCUCGUCUGUUUAAACUCUACAACUUCUGCCGUCUUUAGAUCACGCUGUUGGCCAUCUGCUCUUUCACGGAUCAUUACUCACGGAUGUCUGACACCGCUGUUGACGUAUUGUUAAGCUCAGGUUGCUAAGCUGUUACUGUACACGGCAGCAACGUUAGCUUGCACCGUUAGCCGGCUAAGCUAAGCGGCAGUACAAGGUUAUACAUCUUGAAGAUAACGGUAAUAACUGGUCUUAUUUCAGAUGUGUUUACGUGGAUGACACAUUUGUAGGUAGCUUGUCUUUUUGGCUAGAUCGGGGUGUAAUUAAUAUUAAUCGGAACUUAUGAAUGUCUCUGAAGUAGCGAGUUAGCAGAAGGUGCAGCAAAGUUCAUCAUGUCUAACCAGCUGACUGCAGAGCAGCAGCGAAAAAUUGAGGAAAACAGACGGAAGGCUUUAGAGAGAAGAGCCCAAAGACUCGGACAGACCAGCAGCAGCAAUAAGCAGAGCCCAGUGCUCUCCAGCAGUACUUCAGUGCAGCUACAGCGCUUUAAACAGAGCGUUUCCUCUGAUCCUGCUGCUCCGGCUCAUCACGCAGAGACACUCAGCUCAACAUCUGCGCCUCAGCGGUUUGUCCCACCCUUCAAAAAGGACUCACAGAGCUUCAAUAACUACAAUCAAAGUCCAAAGCACCAGCAGUCAUCUGGCACUAACAACCAAAUCAACCAGAGCACGCUGUGGACCUCUGCUCCCACAAGACAGAUACAAGUCAUUGAACCACUCCCUCAGACAAGAGCUCAACAUGCAAGCAGCCCUGUCUUGUCUUGCGGAGGAAAUGCUGGUUUGAAGCCAGCUCAUCCCAAACAUAACCCAACAUCCAACAGCUCUGCUGGUCCAGUUGGCUCAUUCUACAAACCAGCUAGUAAACUUGCCCCAAGUCCUGUGGCACAGCUUCCCUCCAGCUCAUCAACUUUGAAUGCUGUACCUGCGAAAAAGCCUGCCAUCUCUGUAAGAGGAAAAUGUGUAGCUCACACAGAGGGCCGCUUCAGAAUAGAAGUAGGCUACCACGCAGAGCUGAUUGCUGUUUUCAAAUCCAUCCCCUCGAAGAACUAUGACCCUGCCACAAAGAUGUGGAACUUCAGUCUGGAGGACUAUCGACAGCUAAUGGAGGAAGCAGCUGCUAUUCCCUCUGUGUCUUUGAGGCCUUUGGAUGGAAUGGAGGCGGUGGACGUCGCUGCAGCAACCAGCGGAGCUCGUGACGGUGCGGCGCUGGGGGCGCUGCUCAAGCUGUGUAACGGCUGGCAGAAACCUGGAGCCACUCUGCAGGGCCAGUGCAUCCUGGUGUCUCCGACAAAGUUUGAGAUUGACAUCGGUUACCAUGCCGAUGUCAUCGCAGCAUUCAAGCAAAUGCCGACAAAGAACUAUGACAUGAAAACAAGAAAGUGGAGCUUUUCACUUGAGGAUUAUAAGAGACUCAUGGAUGUCCUCAGUGGGAUAGCAGCAGUGGAGGUGGAGCCUCUGCCCAGGGCAAUAGUCCAGGCGUUCUCUGCCAGGUUUGACGGGACUGAAGCCAGGUCUUUAGACGUCCCUGAGGCAGACCUCUCCAGCAUCGACCCCUCGCUCACCUGCAGCCUUAUGCCCUUCCAGAGGGAGGGAGUCAAUUUUGCUGUGUCCAAACAAGGCCGCCUCCUUCUGGCUGAUGACAUGGGUCUGGGAAAAACGGUGCAGGCCAUCUGUAUAGCAGCCUACUACAGGAAUGAGUGGCCCUUGCUGGUCGUUGCUCCCUCGUCUGUGCGAUUCACCUGGGCCGAGGCUUUCAGACGCUGGCUCCCCUCCCUGAGUCCUGACAGCAUCAAUGUGGUGGUGAAGGCCAAAGACAAUCUGCGGUCUUCUUUGGUCAACAUCAUCAGCUACGACCUGCUGAGCAGGAUGGACAAGCAGCAGCCUGGUAACCCCUUCAAUGUUCUCAUCAUGGAUGAGUCUCACUUCCUGAAGAACAUAAAGACGGCUCGUUGUAAAGCAGCCCUGCCUCUGCUGAAGGCAGCAAAGAGAGUGAUUCUUCUGUCUGGGACCCCUGCCAUGUCCAGACCCGCGGAGCUCUACACCCAGAUUCUGGCUGUCAGACCAACACUCUUCCCUCGCUUCCAUGAUUUUGGGAUGCGCUACUGCAAUGCCAGACAGUUAACUUGGGGGUGGGACUACUCGGGCUCAUCUAACCUCGGGGAGUUGAAGCUGUUACUGGAGGAGAGUCUGAUGUUGCGCCGCCUCAAGUGCAACGUCCUCUCCCAGCUUCCUGCCAAACAACGCAAGGUCGUCACAGUAACCAUAGAUGGGGUCAACACCCGCAUUAAAGCUGCUCUGUCAGCUGCCGCCAGAGAUUUGGCCAACAAACACCGCAAUAAAAUAGAAGAGAAGGAGGCCCUCCUCAUCUUUUAUAACCACACAUCCGAAUCCAAGCUGCAAGCCAUUAUGGAGUACAUCACCGACAUGCUGGAGUGUGGGAGGGAGAAGUUUCUAGUGUUUGCCCAUCAUAAGUUAGUCCUGGAUCACAUCACCACCGAACUGGGAAAAAAGAACGUCAGUCACAUCCGUAUUGACGGGUCUACUCCUUCAGCCGAACGCCAGCAGCUGUGCGACAAGUUCCAGUUCUCGACCAAGACCUGUGUGGCGGUACUGUCCAUCACUGCAGCUAACAUGGGCCUCACGCUGCACAGUGCUGACCUGGUCAUCUUCGCUGAGCUUUUCUGGAACCCCGGGAUUCUCAUUCAGGCGGAGGAUAGGGUGCACCGCAUUGGACAGACGAACAAUGUGAACAUUCACUACCUGGUUGCCAAGGGAACUGCUGAUGAUCACCUGUGGCCAAUGAUCCAGGAAAAAAUGAAUGUCUUGGAGCAAGUGGGUUUGUCUGAAUCAAACCUCUCAGACAAAGCAGUGAACGCCAGCUUCCACGCUAAGGACCCUAACCAGAGGAGCAUCAUGGAGAUGUUCCAGAGGUCGUUCACUGCGGACGACAGCAUGGACGAGGCCAUCUUACUAGAGGCUGCAGAAGACUGGGAGGACACCCCGCCUGAAAAUAGUACAGGUCAACACCACGGCAUGGCUGCAUAAAGACCCCGCAAAACGGGAAUCAAAGACUAUUUCAGCUCAGAAGCUUGCUGACAUUAUAACAAGUCCCAGUUUCUAACCUAUCAUGACUGCUGUGGAAAGUUUUUGUUUUGUAAAAGUGAAACGAGCAGUGAGUAGGAUGUAGGAGGCAGGAAUGGUGUAUAAUAUCUGUUCGCAAUACUUGUUGCCUUAGCUGCUUAUAUCUACAUAGGGAGCGGGUCCUCGUCUACGGAGCCCAUCAUGUUUCUACAGUAGCCCUGAACGAACAAACUAGACCCUGGGUCAAGAGCGGUCCUUCUCCGUUUUUAUGUUACAGUAAGCUAGGGGUGAGAAGAGGGAUGUUCCGUUUGUUGCAGUCUGCAACCUCAAUACCAGAUGCUGCUAAAUCCUAUACACUUUUAACAAACGCUUCAGUGAUAUCAAUAGAUGUAAGCUACAAGAAGAAUGUUUUUUUUUUUUGCUACUAAGAUAAAAUAAAUAAA